This is a messenger RNA of Erigeron canadensis, 8135 nucleotides long. RefSeq lists its product as uncharacterized. The coding region runs from base 1 to 7968 and encodes 2655 amino acids. The transcript is spliced from 14 exons. Gene Ontology annotation, molecular function: ATP binding; helicase activity. The record is from RefSeq and is a predicted model, not a curated record. Lineage: Eukaryota; Viridiplantae; Streptophyta; Magnoliopsida; Asterales; Asteraceae.
AUGGAAGCUGAAGGAGAAGGAAGGGGUAAGAAGAAAAAAGAAGAGUUUUUAGAUAUAAUAUUUUCAUGGUCUCUUGAUGACAUUCUCAACCAAGAUCUUUACAAAUCCCAGGUGGAUAAAAUACCACUUACUUUUGAUUCGGAACAACAGUAUUUCAGUUCUUUUGUUAAUCCUUUGCUUGAGGAAACACGUGCUGAACUAGCUUCCUCUUUGGAGAUCAUACAUAGAUAUCCAUCUGCUCGCGUUUUCUCUAUUCACGAGGCCAGGCACGAUGGAAAAGCUGUGUAUGAUGUUAAAGUUGGUCCCUGGAGAAACAGAUCUUUUGAAUGUGGCAAACCGCCUUACCAGACGUUACCUGGUGAUCUUCUCAUUUUCAUGAAUGGAAAAGCAGAAACUGUUUCUGAUUUGCAACGAAUAGGAAGAACAUGGGCUUUUUCGUUAGUUAGCAAAAUCACAGAGAGUGAUAAUGAAGAUGAUUCUGAAGCUACACCAUCACGAUUUACAGUUAAAGCCUCACAACCUCUUAAAUUCCAAGAUGGGAUGUUUGUCGUUUUCCUAAAAAAUAUUAAAAUCCAGACCAGGAUUUGGGAUUCUUUGCACAUGAAUGGAAAUUUAAACAUCAUUAAAGCGGUUCUUGGCCCUGAUUCUAUGGUUAAGGAGACUUGCAAUGCUUGUUCUUUUGAUUUCAAUAGUCUUUAUUCUCAAAAUAAAAAUGUAUUGGAUAAGCUUAACGAAUCACAAAGAGCAGCAGUUAUGGUCUCUCUUGUUAAAACAGAAUGUUGUCACCAUUCGUAUGUGGAACAAAUACGGGGACCACCUGGAACAGGAAAAACAACAACAGUUAGUGUUUUGCUAUUAAUUCUCAUGCAAAUGAAUCGUAGGACUCUUACUUGUGCUCCAACAAACGUUGCUCUAUUACAACUAGCUUCAAGAGUGCUAAGUUUAGUUAAGGAAUCAUUUAAAACUACAACUGCAAAUGGUGAUUCCUUUUGUUCUUUCGGAGACAUUCUUUUAUUUGGCAGCGAGGAGCAGUUAAAAGUUGGUGUGGAGAUGGAAAAUAUAUAUUUGGAGCAUCGGGUCGAAAGGCUUACAGAGUGCCUUGGGUCUUCGACUGGUUGGAAGCAUUGCAUCAGGUCUAUGAAUGAUUUACUUGAAAAUUGUGUGUCUCAGUAUUAUGUCUUUCUAGAAAAUCAGUUGUUCAAAGAAACCCAAAUGGCAAAUGAAAAUCAUAAUCAAAGUGAAAGUGAAAGUAAAACUAACAAGCUGCAAGUGAAAUCAUUCCUUGAGUUUCUGCAAGAUCGAUUUAGUUCUUCUGUAAUGACACUUAGAAGAUGCAUUCUUACAUUCUUGACUCAUGUCCCAAUAAGUUUCAUGAAGGAAUACAUUUUUUAUAGCAUGAUACAUCUUUUGGAUAACUUGAGUUCAUUUGAAUCAUUCUUGUUUGAAGAAAAUUUGGUUUCAGAAGAACUCGAGCACCUCUUCACAUCUAAACCGUUUCCUAAUGAGUCGGAGGAUAUGUCGUCGAUUAAUUCUGUAAGAGCCGUGUCUAUAUUCGUUCUAAGAAGUUUGCGGAUAUCCCUUGAAAAACUAGGUCUUCCAGAUGAUGUAAGAAGACAUGUAAUAGAGGACUUCUGUUUCGAAAGAGCUUCUCUAGUAUUUUGCACAACAUCGAAUUCCUACAAGCUGCAUAUGGUUGCAAUGAAGCCUUUGAACAUUUUGGUCAUAGAUGAAGCUGCACAGUUAAAGGAGGCGGAGUCCACUAUUCCUCUUCAGCUUCCUGGGAUGAAGCAUGCUAUUCUCAUUGGAGAUGAGUGUCAAUUACCUGCAAUGGUUACAAGCAAUGUAUGUUUUGAAUCUGGCUUUGGACGAAGCUUAUUUGAGAGACUGAGUUUUGUAGGCCAUUCUCGGUAUCUACUAAACGUUCAGUAUCGAAUGCAUCCUUCCAUCAGUUUCUUCCCUAAUUGGAGGUUCUAUCAAAAUCAGAUCCUUGAUGCAGAAAAUGUGUUAUGUGAAAGUUGUGAAAAGCAAUAUCUCCCAGGACCAAUGUUUGGUUCAUAUUCAUUUAUAAAUAUUGUUGGAGGAAGAGAAGAAAAGGAUGAUAAUGGACAGAGCAAAACAAAUAUGGUUGAGGUGGCUAUCGUGAUUAAGAUACUACAAAAUCUCUAUAAAGCAUGGAAAGACUCGAAGAAGAAUCUUACUGUAGGUGUUGUGUCUCCUUAUGCUGCCCAAGUUGCUAUGAUUCAAGAAAAACUUGCUCACAAGUAUGAGAAACUUGAUGGAUUUUUAGUAAAAGUGAAAUCCAUUGACGACUACCAGGGUGGGGAAGAAGAUAUUAUUAUUUUAUCAACGGUCAGAUCUAAUAGCCGUGGAUCUGUUGGAGUCAUGUAUUGUCCACAAACGGCUAAUUUUGUCCUCACCAGAGCAAGACAUUGUCUAUGGAUAUUGGGAAACGAAAGAACUCUGACUAGGAGCAAAUCUGUAUGGGAAGAAUUGGUUUAUGAUGCAAGAAAUCGCCAUUGUUUGUUUGAUGCUGAUUCUGAUGAAUGCUUAAAGAUGACAGUUAUAAAAACAAAGAAAGAGCUAGAGCAAUUCGAUGAUCUAGUUAACGAAAAUAGUAUCCUUCUUAAACAUGCAAAAUGGAAGGUCCUGUUCAGCGACGACUUCAGAAGAUCAUUUGGAAAGCUGACUACUGCUCGAUCAAAGAAGCUUGUUUUAAAUCUUUUAUUGAGACUCUCUGGUGGCUGGCGGCCCAAAAACCGGAGUGUAGACUUGCAUUGUGUAAAAUCCUCACAUAUUUUGAAACAGUUUAAGGUUGCAGGGUUAUAUGUUAUGUGCACAAUUGACGUCAUUAUGGAAUUCAAUUAUGUACAAGUUUUGAAGGUUUGGGAUGUAUUACCUUUUGAAGAGAUUCCAAAACUCACAAAGCGUCUUGAGAACAUAUUUUCUGCAUACACGGAUGAUUAUAUUAAUCGUUGUACUGAAAAAUGCGUGGAGGGGAAUUUGGAAGUUCCUAAGAGCUGGAUGGCAUCUGAAGAAGUUAUACGAUUUUGUUUUGUAAGGAAUCCUGAACCAAGAUCUUGUGAUGGUAAAAGCCAUGUUGAAAACUCAAAAGUGAAUGAAAGCUUGUUGCUUAUGAAGUUCUACCCCUUGUCAGAUGGAGUGGUGAAACAUUUGCUGUCUGAUAAAGAACAACUUGAUCUACCCAUGCAAGUCAGUGAUGAACAAAUGGAAAUUAUUUUAUUUUCCAAAAGUUCUUUUAUAAUUGGGCGUUCAGGAACCGGAAAAACCACUAUAUUGACUAUGAAGUUGUUCCAAAAUGAAGAGUCUUUUUAUGUUGCUUCUGAUGGGAUUUCUGAAGGGGGGAGGAACUGUAUCAGUGAUUCAGAAGUUGAUGAAUCUAAAGGCAGAAAACCAAGUGUUCUCCGACAACUUUUUGUGACUGUUAGCCCAAAUUUGUGUCAUUUUGUGAAGCAACACGUUUCCCACCUUACAAGUAUUUCAUGUAAUGGAAAUACAUCAUUAGAGGUCAAUCUUGAUGAUCCCGACUUGAUAUCAGAUUUCAGUGAUAUCGCAGACACAUUUAUUGACAUUCCAGUGAAAAAUUACCCCCUUUUUAUAACAUUUCAUAAAUUUCUAAUGAUGUUGGAUGGCACAUUGGGGAAUUCUUUCUUUGAAAGGUUUCCAAAGACAAGAGAAGCUUCUCAUGGUAACCAUACAAGUUCAAGAUCCGUUGCAUUGCAAACUUUUUUAAGAUUAAGGGAGGUUACAUAUGACAGAUUUUGUACACUUUACUGGCCUCACUUUAACUCAAGUCUAACGAAGAAACUUGAUCCCUCUAGAGUGUUCACAGAAAUUAUAUCUCACAUAAAAGGAGGCUUGCAUGCAGGGGAAUGCAGUGACGGAAAACUAACUUAUGAGGGUUACUGUUUAUUGGCUGAAAGUCGUUCGUCCACUUUAACAAAACAGAAAAGGGAAAGUAUUUACUACCUUUAUCAAGCAUAUGAGAAGAUGAAAAGUGAGCGAGGUGAAUUUGAUUUGGCUGAUUUAGUGUGUGACCUCCAUCAACGACUUACAAAUGGACGUUAUGAAGGCGACAUUAUUGAUUUUGUGUAUAUUGAUGAAGUUCAAGAUCUUAGUAUGAGGCAGAUUUCCCUUUUCAAAUAUAUAUGCCAAAAUAUCGACGAGGGCUUUAUUUUUGCGGGUGACACUGCACAAACCAUUGCCAGAGGGAUUGAUUUUAGAUUCCAGGAUAUACGUUCUCUGUUCUAUAAAGAGUUUUUAACUGAGAGAGUAACUGGAAAACAAGAAAAAGCUCUUGUAUCUGAGGUUUUCCAACUAAAACAGAACUUUCGAACUCAUGCCGGUGUCCUUGAGUUAGCCCAGAGUGUUAUUGACAUUCUUUACUGUUACUUUGUUCACGCAAUUGAUAUUUUGGAGCCCGAGACUAGUCUUAUAUCUGGUGAAGCACCUGUUUUGCUCGAGUCUAGUGAUAAUGAAAAUGCAAUUGUGACGAUCUUUGGGGGCAGUGGAAGUGGUGGAGAAAUAGUCAGCUUUGGGGCGGAUCAAGUGAUAUUGGUGUGUGAUGAUUGUGUUAAGAUUGAGAUUUCGGAAUAUGUUGGAAAGAAUGCACUUGUUCUCACCAUACUGGAGUGUAAAGGCCUUGAAUUUCAGGAUGUAUUGUUGUACAACUUUUUUGGGACAUCCCCAUUGAAAGACCAAUGGAGAGUAAUAUAUGGCUACAUGAAGGAGCGGGAUUGGCUUGAUGAGAAUCUUCCUCAGUCUUUCCCGACAUUCAGUGAGGCAAGACAUAGCGUCUUGUGCUCUGAAUUGAAACAGUUAUAUGUGGCUAUAACUCGAACGAGGCAAAGACUGUGGGUAUGUGAGAAUAAAGAGGAGCUUUCCAAGCCAAUAUUUGACUAUUGGAAAAGGAGGGGACUUGCUCAAAUAAGAAAACUAGAUGAUUCAGUGGCACAGGCAAUGCGAGUCUCAAGCAGCCCUCAAGAAUGGCGAGAGCGUGGUAAAAAGCUUUUUUAUGAGAACAACUUUGUGAUGGCAACCAUGUGCUUUGAAAGAGCUGGUGACACAAUGUGGGAGAAAUUGGCCAAGGCUUCUGGUCUCAGAGCAUCUGCUGAUCAGAUGAGGGGAAAGAAUCCUGAAGCUUAUUUGUGCUAUCUCAGAGAAGCAACAGAAUUGUUUGAGUCAAUUGGGAAAUUCGAGUCUGCCGCUUCAUGUUAUUGUGAUUUGGAGGAGUAUGAAAGAGCUGGGAAAGCUUACUUAUAUAAGUGCCGAAAAACUAAUACAGCAGCAGAGUGUUUCACCCUGGCAGGAUGCUAUAGCGAUGCUGCUGAAGCCUAUGCCAAAGGAGAUCAGGUCUCCAACUGUUUAUCAGUUUGCAUAAAAGGGAAACUUUUUGAUAAGGGGUUGCAGUAUAUAGAGUACUGGAACAAGCACUUAACCGUUAGAACGAAAGAAAUAGAACAAACUGAACAAAGAUUUUUGGAGAGUUGUGCUCUUGACUGCUAUGAACAUAAAGAUCUUAAAUCUAUGAUGAAAUUUGUAAGAGCCUUUUGCUCCAUGGAGUCUAAGCAUGUAUUCUUGAGGUCUUUAGGCUGCCUUGAUGACCUUUUAUCUUUAGAGGAAGAAUCAGGCCAUUUUCUUGAUGCUGUUGAGCUGGCUAGGUCUUUGGGUUAUGUUCUAAAAGAGGCUGAUUUGUUAGAGAAGGCUGGACAUUGUAGGGAGGCUGCGCUUCUCUUACUUUGGUAUGUGUGUUUUAGCUCGUUAUGGGAAAACGGAGGUAGAGGUUGGCCAUUGAAGCAGUUUAGUAAGAAGGAAGAUCUUUGUGAGAAAGCAAGGUCGCUUGCAAAAUUGACCUCUGAUCAUUUCUUUGAUUUUGUUUGUAACGAGCUUGAGGUACUCUCUGACCAGCAUAGUAGUUUGCCCGAGCUCAUGAAAGUUUUACUCACUUCCCAGAAAAAUAAGAGUCUAAGAGGAGAAAUCUUAUCCGUAAGGAAAAUCUUGGAUUCUCAUUUUCAUAUACAUUUCUCGAAGUACUUUUGGGAGGAUGAUUUACCUUCUGAUUUUACUGAGCAUUGUGAGAACAGAAUCUUUCAGAGCUGUGUUUCUGUUAGAACUCUAGUUUUUUAUUGGAAUCGGUGGAAGGCAAAUGUCAUGAUUAUCUUUCAGAGCAUCAAAUGUCUUGUAAAUGAAGAGCCCAAUAAACACGAGGAACUUGCUGAUUUUAGUAUAAGUUAUUUUGGAGUGAGGAAACAGUGUGUAAAUGGAAACAUGGUUUACCUUUUAGUCAACAAGGAUGGUGAUUGGAUAAGAACUGCGGGUAAUAACAGUCUUCAUUGUGAAGGAGAGCUUAUAUUUAUGAAUAUAAGUCAGUUGGUGUGUGCCAUUAGAUCUUACUGGCAGUCAGAAUUACUUUCUGUGGGUAUGAAAGUACUUUUAAAGCUAGAAAGUCUCUACAAGUCAAAGUCAAAUGGUUCAGCAUUUCAUCAAAGCACGUCUCUCGUACACAUUUUUGAGGUUUCCAAGUUUCUUUUGGACUGCCAGUGUCUUAACCUCGCUUCUUCUGACAAAAAGAAACUGCAGAGUUACCUUGGAAUCUCUGCACGAUACUUUGAUCAUGUAUUUCCAUUAGACUGGCGAAGAUCAGUCUGUGAGGAUAUGGUUUCUUUAAGGUUGACUGAUCUAUCACUCAACUUGCUUGAUGAGAUUAUUCUUCAAAAUGUGAACAACAACGGUAAUAUCUCCUAUUGGACAAUCGGGAGAGUGAUGAUGGUAUGUCUUUGUUCCAGAAAAUCUGUUACACUUAAUGAGAUGAUUAUGAAGGGGCUUCAGUGGGCUCCCAAAUGGACGUCAGCUGCAGAAGUCUGGAAUUCUGAGGUGAGAGACAUGGCAUUUUUUCCAAUGUUUAAGAGUGCUUUGAUAGAUACUUUUUGGUCAGGCCGGGUGCGUGUUGGCUGCAUAUCACCUCAUUGUUUUGUGUAUCUUUUGGAUCGGGUGUUUUUUGUGGAGUCGUAUUUUUAUAAAACCCUUUUCACUAAGAAGUCUUCUUUUGUUGGUUGGUUCACUCAUCUUCACCCAACAGAUAAACCGGUACUCCCUGCUGUAUUUCUAAGGUUUAAUGUUAAGUCUUAUCUUGAAAUUAUCGAAGAGAUUCUUUCCAAUAAAGAGGAUACUGAAUCUUGGAUUCAAAGAUCAAACAUGGAGGUCUCUUAUUACUACCCUCUUUUAGUGUUGCAACUGGUGAUGAUGGUUACUUUAGCUUGUCUGCAAGAGCCCUCUUUUUCUGAAAAGUUAUUUAAUCUGCUCACGGGAAGCGACAACAUUGCUAGUUUGCUUCCAGAGAAGUUUGUGGACCACCUUUUAUGCAAAAAGAAGGGUGACGACUGGGACCUAUGUCCACAAAUGGUUGCAGAAGCAUUUAUUAGCGUAGAAGAUCCUCUCUUGAUUGUGAGUACAGAAAAGCCGCAUUCAGAAUUCAAUGCUCCCGAUGCUAUAUUUGUAGACCUUGAGAAAUCCAAACAGGAGAUAGCUAGUGCAUUGUUCCCUGGGAAAGCUGUAGUUAUUUCUCAAUUUCCUUCAAACAUUGAGGAACAUGUGCCGCUUCGUGAAUCCGAGGAAAAGUGUGCAAAGGAUGACAAUAAGAAAUUACUUUUCAGCUUUUUAGAACAAUUGCAACCACCCUCUGCAGUUGAGGAGGUAAAGAGGAUUAUUUCUUCUGCGCUUGAAAAGAGUGAAGCCAAGGGUGGUAAAAAGAAGGCUGUGCAAGCGAUGGCUAAGAGGGGAGCAGGGAAGGAGCAAGCGAAGAGACUGAUGGAUGAUGCAUUCGUGGAAGAUGUAUGUAAGAAGUUCUUGGAGGAAGGGAGCAGCAGCAAGACAAGCGAGGCUGACGAGAAUGCUAAAAGGAAAGGGAAGGGAAAGAGCAAGAACAAAAAGGGUAAAAAGAAGAAGAGUUGACUAGCUAGGUGAAUCAGAUGUAGUAGUGUUGAUUUUAUUGUUAAAAGAUGAUACCAAAACCAACCGAACACCAUUUUGACUCGACUAAAAAGUGAAUGCUGGUGCUCUAGACUUCGGAUAUAUCUAUUCUAUUCUAUUAAUAAAUUUAGAUUAUAAUUUUUUGAAAA